AUGCAGAGCUAUUCUCUGUCAUCCGCGCCUCCUCCCGGCCCCAAGAACUACGUCUUUGUCGAUGAGCAUAACCGACAUAAGCGACUCAAGGUAAUGAGAGCCUGUGAAGGAUGUCGUCGACGGAAGAUCAAGUGCGACUCUGCCACAACCAACACAUGGCCUUGCGCCGCCUGUGUUCGGCUGAAACUUCAAUGCAUCCCUCCGGCGGGAGGAUUGGACGGUGAUUCAGGAGAUAUUGGGCCGGGGAGUGCUGCCGAAGAGACGGGCGGACCGCCUUCAUACUCAGCCGCAUUAGUCGCACCUGGCCAACAACAAGUCCAGAGCUAUGCGCCCUCAGCCCCAGCCUUCCAACUCAACCAAGGAAACCCAUACUCAUACGAUGCAUACGUGACCAAUCACCAGAAGCCGUUGUUUCAAGCCAACGAAAAGACCUACGACAGCUUUUACCCCGACUCCCAUCAAAUCUCCGGGACGCUACACGACACCUUCCAGAAUGCUUCUCAAACGUAUGCGCAGACCCAAUAUGACGAGACACCUUUCAGGCAAGAGCGCGCUGGGUCUUCCCCGAUCGACCAAUUCACUGCCGAAGAUCUCAUGGAACACCUUGGGCAGCUCAAGAUUGGUGAAAGCGGAGUCGCUCCCUAUAUUCGAUCAGAAAAAAGCAGCAAAGAACUGGACCUCCCCAUUCAGGAACCUGAACCUGAACCACGAAUUGCUGCUGCCUUUAGCACCGAUGCAGGCUCUCAAAUCAGGAUCCCUCCGGCCCUGAUGCCGUCGCACGAGGACGCGAUGCAAGCCUUUGAGACGUAUUUCAACAACGUCCACCCAUACUUGCCAGUGCUGAACAGACAACAAUUCUACAAUCAGUGGCACAAUGACCAGUCAUCCAUCUCACCUCUUAUCCUGGAAGCCGUUUUUGCCAAUGCUGGUCGCCUGUCAGAUGAUCCAGCGCAAGGCGCACAGUGGCUUGCUUUGGCCAAUAAACACGAACCGUUCUUUCUGGACAGUCCACGGUUGAGCAAUCUUCAGGCCUUGUUACUUUUGCUAAAAGCGCGAGAGAGUGCCCCCAAAAGAGGUUACUACUAUCGUUCAUGGAUGACUUGUAAAACGGCAAUCACGAUGGCAAAAGAUCUCGAAUUACAUCUACACUAUGAAAUCCAUUCCUCGGGGGAGUCAUGUGGUUCCGACCCGACUGAGUGCCUGACAAAGACUCGAAUCUGGCAGACACUUCUGGUUUGCGAGACCAUGGUAGGAGGUCCGCAAGGACGAACCGAUUUCGGUGUAGACCCGAAUUCUAUUGAUAUUAGCGAAAGCCCGCCGGGCUCUGAAAUGGACGACUACGAACGGACAAUUUCGAGACAGUUUGCAUACUUCGUUCGCAACGUCCGCAACAUUCGUCUCAUCACGGACGUCCACCGCAGACUGCAACGGAAGAAGGAUUGGGCUCUGGACAAAGAAUUCGUGGCAUAUAACGCUUCCUUUCAGAAAUGGCCCGAUGAGCUUCCACCGGACUUACAACUGCCACUUCCACCGACAGGCGAGACGCCUAACGUGACUUCCCAUUUUCUGGGAAACAUGCACUCUCAUUAUCAUCUGGCCAUCGUGAUGCUCCAUCGGCCACAGCUGUCAGCGUCUCAGUCGUUUGCUGCUGAUAGUCAGUGGCGACACCAUAUGAGUGUCUGCUACAACUCGGCCAAGAUCCUUUGUCGACUACAGGAAGGAAUUCUAGCCAACUUCGAUUUGACGGGGUUGUUGGUGAUGCAAAGGGGGAUCAAUUUCACCAUCUAUGCCAUCCUAACCUGUAUCAUGAUUCACCUGGUUGCGCUUUCCUCCCCGGAUCCAGAGUUCAACUUUGAAGCAAAGGACUACUUUGUACGACAAAUGAGGAUCCUUGAGCGGUGUAUCUCUGCCUGGCCAAUGCCAGAAACAGAGGCUCAGAUCAAUGCUCUUCGAGCCGCAUUUUCAGCCGACGUCAACAAGCCCUUUGAACUCAAGGAGUCGUUUCCUCAUGGAACACCGUCUGAGAAUUCUCGCCCGUCUCCUAUUUCUCCACCGUCGUACGAUCGACAUCAGCUACCGCUGCAGUCACAGGGUCAGAAACUUGUCGACCUUCAACAGUCGCAACAGCAGCAAGCACAGCCUGGUCCGUACGGGGCACAACAUCUAAGCCAGAUGACACGACAGACCCCAUACCUCUCCACGCCGCCUAUUUCGGUUUAUGCCGCUGAUUCCAAACCUCCGACACCCUUGUAUGGCCAGAACUACGAACUGGAACAGACACCCUUUUCAAGCAUCCCAAGUUCCGCGGGUGGUUACUACCAGCAGCCGACGUCGGCGACCGAAAUUCAGUGGAAUCCGACCCCGAUCAUUGACCAAUUUGACACGGCGUUCGCUAUUCCCGCGUCGGCGCUUGCUCCUCCACCGUCCCUGUACGGGGGCAGCGGUGCAUCCCCUCCAGGGAACAUGCAAUCCAUGCAAGCGAGCUUUACCUCGACCAGCUCCCCCACCUACGGAGCGGCUUCGCUGCCGAGCUAUACCCCUCAGCAGCAACAGCCCCAACAACACUACUUUGCCGCACAGCAGUCGCAGUCAUAUCAGAAUGCGUCACCGCAAAUGGUGUCAGACUCCCAGCUGCCCAUGUCCGCCGGAACCGCGUACGCUACAACCGGAGUGGGAGGCGCGGCUAUGCUCGUGACCCCUCAACAGUGGCAGCAGAGUGUUGCUAAUGUGAUUGAUGCAGGCAGGUUGAAGAGGAGGUGGGAUUACACUCAUUAG
Messenger RNA from Fonsecaea pedrosoi CBS 271.37, 2775 nucleotides. RefSeq lists its product as uncharacterized. The coding region runs from base 1 to 2775 and encodes 924 amino acids. The transcript has 3 exons. Gene Ontology annotation, biological process: regulation of DNA-templated transcription; DNA-templated transcription. Lineage: Eukaryota; Fungi; Ascomycota; Eurotiomycetes; Chaetothyriales; Herpotrichiellaceae. Gene Ontology annotation, molecular function: zinc ion binding; DNA-binding transcription factor activity, RNA polymerase II-specific; DNA binding. The record is from RefSeq and is a predicted model, not a curated record.